AUGACUUCGACGAAUGGAACAAACGGUACUCACGGAAACGCAAAACAGGUCCCUUUUCGCGAUCCAGCUGCCUACUCACAGUAUGAGAAGCAGUGGAGCAGUGCCCCUGCAGACGAAGCUGCCUGGCUCAAACGCGCCCAAGAAGUAGCUGAUGUUCUCGCUGUUGAUGCUGUCGUGAGGGACCAAGAGAACAAGUCCCCACGAGCCGAAAUCGCUUUGCUGAAGCAUGCUGGCCUACUGAAGAUCCUUGGCCCGAAGAAGUAUGGAGGUGGUGAGCAGCCAUGGAGUGUUGGAUACAAGGCAAUUCGUAAGGUUGCAGAAGCAGAUGGCUCGAUUGGCAUGCUCCUUGGCUAUCACUUGCUGUGGAGUACGACGGCGAAUGUGGUCGGGACUGAAGAGCAAGCGGAUCGCUACCAGAAGCUGAUCAUAGGGAACAACUACUUCAUCGGUGGUGCAGUGAACCCACGGGACAAUGACCUCAAGAUCACCGCCGAGGAUGACAAGCUUGUGUUUAACGGCUUCAAGCAUUUCAACACUGGUGGUGUCAUCUCAGAUUUGACUGUCCUCGAAGGCGACUUUGAUGGAACUGGCGACCACAUCUUCGCUUUUGUCUUCACCGACCAGCCGGGAAUCCAGUUCUCUCAUGACUGGAACAACAUCGGACUGCGGCUGACCGAGUCCGGGAGCGUAAAGAUCGAGAACGUAUCAGUGCCCUGGUCAGAUGCGCUAGGUUGGGAUGCCGAACAGAAGAAGCCCGAUCCGAAGGUGUUGCAGAUACCAUUUGCAUCCCUUCUGCUGCCUACGAUCCAGCUUGUCUUCAGCAACUUCUACCUUGGAAUCGCGCUUGGGGCGCAGCAAUUUGCAUCGAACUACACCGUCAAGGGUACACGAGCAUGGCCGUAUGGUGGAGAUAACAAGGAGCGUGCGAUAGACGAAUUCUACAUCCUCGAGCGGUAUGGCAACUUCCACGCUCACCUGCGCGCCGCUGUCGCACUCGCAAACAGCGCAGGGGAGCAGGCCAACAAGAUCUACGCCAGCUACUCUGGCCAUCUCGAGACUCGAGCGAAGCUCACCGCACGCGAGCGAGGUGAGCUGGCCGAGUGGGUUGCAAGCGCCAAGGUCGUCACGACAGACACUGGUCUAAGAGUUACUGCGGGUGUUUUCGAGGUUACAGGUGCUAAGGCGACGAGCCAGAAAGUCGGUCUUGAUCGGUUCUGGAGGGACAUCCGCACGCAUACUCUGCAUGACCCUGUGGCGUACAAGAACCGCGAGUUGGGGAGGUUUCAACUGCUGGAUGAGAUACCAGAGGUGACGUGGUACACUUGA
This is a messenger RNA of Ascochyta rabiei, 1326 nucleotides long. RefSeq lists its product as uncharacterized. Gene Ontology annotation, biological process: L-leucine catabolic process. Lineage: Eukaryota; Fungi; Ascomycota; Dothideomycetes; Pleosporales; Didymellaceae. The transcript has 3 exons. The record is from RefSeq and is a predicted model, not a curated record. Gene Ontology annotation, molecular function: flavin adenine dinucleotide binding; 3-methylbutanoyl-CoA dehydrogenase activity. The coding region runs from base 1 to 1326 and encodes 441 amino acids.